AUUCCAUUCUCUUCCAGCUGAGUCUAGUAGUGACCGAAUCGCACCCUUCUACAACCCCACCAAUCCAGAUGCAGCGCUCCCGAAGUGCCCAUUGCGUCAUUGAUCGCAUCUCACGCCCACUCUCAUCUUCAUCUUCAUUAUUUUCUUGUCUCGUCCCAAUAAUACCAACCUACCGUCCUCAGAGACAAACAUCUUCUUUCUCUCUACGUUCUUCUCUCCCUCAUACCCGCUCAAAAGCAGGGAUCUUCUCACCUCUCACCAAACCCAGCAUCAACAGCCUAAACACCAAUACACCAACCCAAUACCAAUCCAGAAUGUCCUCCGACGACGCCUACAUGUCCUUCCUGGACAAAGCCAACGCAGACCUCAACAACGCCCGCGCAGAGCGCGCCCAGCGACAAUCCAUCGCCCGCACCGAAGCAGUCGACAUCGACGUGCGCGUCCCAGCCCCGCUCACCUCCGUCGAUGCGUACUACGUCUCCGAGACAGAUGAGCCGUUUGAGCCUGUUACGCUGAAGUGGGAGAAGGCUGUGAAGGGGAUUUGGCCGGAUCCGACAAACCUCUCAAACCUCAUCUCGCCAACAACAGACCUCUCCUCGUCCAUCUCGACCCUCUCGCCCUCCGCCUUCGACCCGCACAACCAGUACGCGACUGUCCUGCGCGCUGUGCGUGCGGCGGCCGUGCAGGCGCCGUCUUCGGAGGUCGGCGGCGAACCGCAUCAGUCGACGGUUGAUGUGAAGGUUUAUCGCGUGGAGGUGGGGCCGUCGCGCGUGGAGUAUUGGUUGUUGGCGUUGGAUAUUGAGGAGAGUUUGUUGGUCGGGUUGAGGGUUAAGGCUGUUGAGAGUUGAUUCAUUGUGUGAACACGGAUAUAUAUUGUUGUUGUUGGGAUGGGGUGUUUUGGGGUGUUUUUUUUGGUGUUAUUGUUUAGUUGUGGGGGGGAAUGGUUAUAGGGUGGGAGUAGGUAGGAUGAAGUUGAUUGAGGGAUUGAUUAUGAAUACUAUGGUGUAGUUUGCUUUGUCGCUUGUGUAUGGAUAUGGAUGUGUAUAAUUAAGUCCUUGGUUCGGGUGAUG
Molecule: messenger RNA, 1070 nt
Organism: Aspergillus campestris IBT 28561
Lineage: Eukaryota; Fungi; Ascomycota; Eurotiomycetes; Eurotiales; Aspergillaceae
Exons: 2
Coding region: 315-848 (177 amino acids)
Source: RefSeq, a predicted model, not a curated record